GCUCGGGGACGUCUGCCCGCGCCCCGCGCAGCUGAGCGCCGCCAACGCCGCAGAUCAACAAUCAAAAUUCUGAAGGUCAUAAACUUUCUGAUGGUGGCGGGAAGCCAUGGCGGCAGAUGAUAAAGUUGCUAUCUUAACUGAUGACGAAGAGGAGCAGAAGAGAAAAUAUGUGCUCGCUGAUCCCUUUAAUGGCAUUUCCAGGGAACCAGAACCACCUUCAAAUGAAACACCCUCCUCCACAGAAACAGCUGCUAUUCCUGAGGAGGAAAUAGACUGGAUAGAGAAACAUUGUGUUAAAAUCAACAACGAUCUUCUAAUUUCCAAGGUCUUUUAUUUUUUCUUUUACUCUGCCUAUGGCUCUCUCUACCCGCUUUUGCCUGUGUACUAUAAACAGCUGGGAAUGUCACCCAGCCAGAGUGGACUGCUAGUAGGUAUUCGAUACUUCAUUGAAUUCUGCAGUGCCCCCUUUUGGGGUGUAGUUGCAGAUCGCUUUAAAAAAGGCAAAAUUGUCCUGCUCUUUUCUCUUUUAUGUUGGGUUUUAUUCAACCUGGGCAUUGGCUUUGUCAAACCUGCUACCUUGAGAUGUGUACCAAAGAUUCCCCCGACAGCUCGCCCCACCAACGCAAGUCAGCAGGUAACCAUCCUGCCAACGAAUGCUUCCCUUACCUCUUUCCUUACCAUAUCACCAAAAAUACGUGAGAAACGGGACCUGCCCACUACCUACUGGCCAUCAUUGUUAGAAACGGGGCCCAACGUCUCAGAUGCUGUUGUUGUUUCAGCAGCUCCAGACAAGACCAGUGAACCCACUCUGCAGCCCCAGACACAUGAAAUUACUCACCAUAUUAUGGACUUGACCUUGAACUCGAGCAUAGCUCCUCCUACCCCCCCAGGAAACGUAACCAGGGAGACAACCACUGUUGUCACUACCACCAAAUCUUUACCUUCUGACCAAGUCACCCUUGUGUAUGAUCAACAGGAAGUUGAAGCUAUAUUCUUGGUGAUCUUGGUAGUUGUCAUCAUAGGAGAAUUUUUCAGUGCCUCUUCUGUCACGAUUGUAGACACGAUAACACUCCAGUAUCUGGGAAAACACAGAGACCGCUAUGGAUUGCAGCGCAUGUGGGGCUCCUUGGGCUGGGGCCUGGCGAUGCUGUCCGUGGGCAUCGGGAUUGACUACACCCAUGUAGACGUGCUCAUCGAUGGAAAGGGGUGUAAGCCCCCUGAGUACCGGAACUACCAGAUCGUCUUCAUCGUCUUUGGUGUUCUCAUGACCAUGGCCUUGAUCGUGGCUACUCAGUUCCGGUUCCGCUACAACCACUUCAAGAAUGAAGAUAAUAAAGGGAAAGAGGUGGAGAUCCCUCAGGUGGAGAGGAACACCUCCACGGAGUCCUCUGAGGACACCCCGACCACCACAAGCCACUCGCAGGCCUUCAACUUUUGGGACUUAAUCAAACUGCUCUGCAGUGUGCAGUACGGCUCAGUGUUGUUCGUGGCUUGGUUCAUGGGUUUCGGAUACGGCUUCGUGUUCACCUUUCUCUACUGGCAUUUGGAAGACCUGAAUGGAACUACAACCCUCUUUGGGGUCUGUUCAGUCCUGAGUCAUGUGUCUGAGCUGACAGCUUAUUUCUUUAGUCACAAGCUUAUUGAAUUGAUUGGCCACAUCAGGGUCCUGUACAUUGGCUUGGCCUGCAAUACAGCUCGCUAUAUCUAUAUUUCCUACCUGGAAAAUGCCUGGACUGUUCUCCCCAUGGAAGUUCUUCAAGGAGUGACACACGCGGCCAUCUGGGCAGCUUGCAUCUCUUACCUGAGUGCAGCUGUUCCCCCUGAGCUGAGGACGUCUGCUCAGGGCAUCCUGCAGGGCCUUCACUUGGGUUUGGGGAGAGGCUGCGGUGCCAUGAUCGGAGGCGUGUUAGUAAAUUAUUUUGGGGCUGCUGCAACCUUCCGAGGAAUUGGCAUGGCCUGCCUGGUGAUCCUCCUGCUCUUUGCCCUGAUCCAGUGGCUAGCAGUGCCAGAUGAGGAAGAAGAUAAGACAAUGUUGGCAGAAAGGAUUCCUGUUCCCUCUAGUCCCGUUCCCAUAGCAACUAUUGACUUGGUGCAGCAACAGACAGAGGAUGUCAUGCCACGCAUUGAGCCCAGACUUCCACCCAAGAAAACCAAGCACCAGGAAGAACAGGAAGAUGUGAACAAACCAGCCUGGGGGGUCAGCUCUUCUCCCUGGGUGACAUUUGUCUACGCACUCUACCAAAUCAAAGAGAUGAUGCAACUAACAAGAGACAACCGUGCUUCUGAGAUACAGCCUUUACAGUUGCACAUAGGAAAGGAGAUGAAAGGGGACCAGUGAGAAUCGGGAAGAUUCUCCAGCUGGUAGAGCCCGGCCUGUCCCAUGUGAGUCUCACUCUGACCCAUCUAGAAACCAGCCAUCCCCUGACGCAGCAGCAUCUCAGACACAGACUAGCCCCCCUCACCCCAGUGUGGACCCGCGCGUGGAGAGUGAGGAGCAGCAGGCUCAGCCAGCUGCGGGAGGACACUGAGGGCGUCCUGCUCAUCACACACCCUGCAUGGAAUUGGGCUCCUCGGCCAGGACACCGGGCCAGGCCCCCAGUGAGGAUACACUUCCCCUGGAGGAGCACAGCACUGCAUACGCUUCUAAAUACCCAAGCUCAUUAACAUGGAAACACACUUACACAGGAGCUACAGUACAUACUGGCGGGAAAAGGUAAAAUUCUAUAAUCCCAUUGGAAUUACAGCAGGGAAAUGGAGUUUAGAGAGGACUUUUCAGUUCUUGGUUGGUUAGGUUAAGCUCAACAGGACUUCUCUGCCAGUGCAGUUAGAGUUGCAGCCAGCAGUUACACUAAGUGAGCAGAGGGAACGAAAGUGUUUCAAGGUGAAUGUUGAUAUGAUUUCCCUCUUCUGAUUAUUUAUUCUAACUAUUUGGUUCUUAGUGCAAAUUGGGAAGAAACAGAAUAUAUCUGUUUCACAAAAACACAAAAACAUAAUUUUGUUUUUCUUGGAGAGGACCAUUUGAAGAGUUAUAAGACAUAUUUAAAUAGCAACCAGAUAAAAGUUAGUAGCACAUAUGCUUUUUGUUGAAAAAAUAAAAGUUUCAUCAGAAACUUUGCAUAUCUCUAGCAAAUAUAUUUUUAUAUGUGUAUGGUAUACAAUGAAAAUAGUCAAUUCUUUGAGCAACAAAAGCUGUUAUUGACUACUACAAGCUAAGCUGAGCUUUAAAAUGCCUUUUGUUUUAAAUGGGCUUUGAGAAACACCAGAAAUGAGGGAAUAUCUCAAAUAAACCAACCAACUCAGUAUCCUGUGGCUUGACAGACAAGGGUUUACUAAACAUAUUGAUACUGUAAAUAGCCUCUAGUGCUAUUUACUGUUUUAGAGUGAUCUGGGUUCUAAUUAGCUGAUGGAAUAAAAUAAAAACAUCUCUGAAUUCCUAAGAGUUCCUUUAAUUAAGCAGUACUAUUUACAAAUAACAGUAUAAGAUUUAAGUGCCUGGGGGAGGGAUAUAAUUUUUAAAAAUUACAUAUGGGUCAGUUUUGUUUUGGUUUUGGUGAGGAAAAGGUGGUAAAUAGGAAACCAGGGAUGGGAAGGAUGGCAAUAAGAAGUAACUGUACUUUCCAACAACUAAAGAAAGAAAGCUCAGUAUAUUCUUCCCCAUGAAGACAUAGUCAGACACUGGACAAUUCAGAUAUGGGUGUAUUCCUGUAAAUAUGACAACUGCAGUCAGAACAAUGGCUGUGUGAAUCACAUGUAAAGCUUGCAGCUGAAAAUGAAAGUGAGGUUCCUAGGAAGCCUGGGGGGAGGGCUGUAGAAACGGGAACUAGAAAUGGGAAUGCGGCAUUAGCUGAGUGAAGGUGAGUUAUACUGUGUAUAAUGGCGGUGGAUGAGCACAGGAGGGGAAAGGAAAGAACAGAGUUAGAAAGGAGCAACUCACUUUCCCCUCUGGCCCUGAUCAGGCAGGAUCAGUUGUAAAGUGAGGGCUUCCCCAUGUGCCCAUGGUUCUGCCCAAUACUGCAUCUGGGAGAAGAAAUUCUACACUUGGAUGUCUAGCCUCACCACAAAACACAGCUUAAAAAUAAAAUCACUGAAAGAAAUGGAAUUAAGCAAAUAGUUAUUUUUUGCACUUGAACUGAAAAGUACUGUACUGUAAAUUAUCAUGACUCAUUUUAAGUGACCUUUAAAAUCAGAUGUAUUUAUUAUGCUUGUAUAAUUAUAGAAAUAAAGAAAUGGGUGACAGGCUGAACCUCACCUAUGAAUGUACAGUAUGUGGAAUUGUGAAACUGACUGUAGGAAGUCAAAAAGUUAUACUGUAUCUUGUGUUUACAGUUCUGAUUUACUUCUUUGAAAAGCCUGCUGUUUUGGAAAUGCACAGUUGACAUGUUGAAAUAAAAAUAAAUACCAUUUUUAAAUAUUUCUUAAAUGAUAAAGAUGUGACCAAACAAAUAAAAGUCCUUUACUGUGUAGUGAAUGAGACUGAAUUCAACACACCUUUGUUAUGGAACAUUUACUGUGACAGCAGAUUCAAUAAUGCAGUAAUUUCCAGCCUUUUGAGCUGACACCUUCAUAGGUUUGUGGACUUUGUGACUCUUUCUUCCUGUCCUCAAAGUGCCAUAUGCUACUUUAAAAAAUAUUAAAGUGCAUUAAAAUUAAA
This is a messenger RNA of Microcebus murinus (gray mouse lemur), 4651 nucleotides long. It is a transcript of the gene MFSD6, whose product is annotated as major facilitator superfamily domain containing 6. Gene Ontology annotation, cellular component: plasma membrane. Lineage: Eukaryota; Metazoa; Chordata; Mammalia; Primates; Cheirogaleidae. The record is from RefSeq and is a predicted model, not a curated record. Gene Ontology annotation, biological process: antigen processing and presentation of exogenous peptide antigen via MHC class I.